GAGGCUCUCAAGGCAUGGCCAGACGCUCCAUCCUGUAUUUCAUCCUGCUGGGCACUCUGAUUGACAAGAGCCAAGCCUGUUUCUGCGACCAUUACCUGUGGACUCAGUGGUCUAGCUGCUCAAAAACCUGCAAUUCUGGAACCCAGAGCAGACGGAGACAAAUAGUAGAAAAUCAGUACUAUCUGGAGAACUUUUGUGACCAGCUUUGCACCAAGGAGGAGACCAGAGAAUGUAACUGGCAAACUUGUCCCAUCAACUGCCUCCUGGGAGAUUAUGGGCCAUGGUCAGACUGUGAUCCUUGUGUUGAAAAACAGUUUAAGGCUAGAUCCAUCUUGCAGCCCAGUCAGUUUGGAGGACAACCAUGUACCGAGCCCCUGACGACCUUUCAACCAUGCAUUCCAUCUAAGCUCUGCAAAAUUGAAGAGGUUGACUGCAAGAAUAAAUUCCGCUGUGACAGUGGCCGCUGCAUUGCCAGAAAAUUAGAAUGCAAUGGAGAAAAUGACUGUGGAGACAAUUCAGAUGAAAGGAAUUGUGGGAGACCAAAAGCGGUAUGCUCACGGAAGUAUAAUCCCAUCCCUAGUGUACAGUUGAUGGGCACUGGGUUUCAUUUUCUGGCAGGAGAGCCCAGAGGAGAAGUCCUUGAUAACUCUUUCACUGGAGGAAUAUGUAAAACUGUCAAAAGCAGUAAAGCAAGUAAUCCAUACCGAGUUCCGACCAAUCUGGAAAAUGUCAGCUUCGAGGUACAAACUGAAGAAGAUGAUUUGGAAACAGAUUUCUACACGGAUCUAAUUCCUCCUGGAAAGAAUGAAAAUCAAGAAGGCUUAGCUUUGGGCGUACAGGACAGCAAUAGUUAUGCACCAAUUUUUUAUUCCUCAAACAAAAGUCAAAUCUCCACCCAUAAUUCUGCCUUCAAGCAAGCUAUUCAAGCCUCCCACAAAAAGGAUUCUAAUUUUAUUAGGAUCCAUAAAGUGAUGAAAGUCUCAAACUUCACAAUGAAAACUAAAGAUCUGCAGCUUUCUGAUGUCUUUUUGAAAGCACUUAACCAUCUGCCUCUAGAAUACAACUCUGCUUUGUAUGGCCGGGUAUUUGAUGACUUUGGGACUCACUAUUUCACCUCUGGCUCCCUGGGGGGCGUGUAUGACCUCCUCUAUCAGUAUAGCAGUGAGGAACUAAAGAACUCAGGUUUAACAGAGGAAGAGGCCCAACAUUGUAUCCGGAUUGAAACAAAGAAACGUUUUGGUUUUCUGAAGAAAACAAAAGUGGAACACCGGUGCACCACUAACAAGCUGUCAGAGAAAUAUGAAGGUUCGUUUAUGCAGGGAGCAGAGAAAUCCAUAUCUCUGGUUCGAGGUGGGAGGAGUGAGUAUGCGGCAGCUUUGGUGUGGGAGAAAGGGAGCUCUGGUCCCGACGAGAAAGUGUUUUCUGAGUGGUUAGAAUCAGUGAAGGAAAAUCCUGCUGUGAUUGACUUUAAGCUUGCUCCCAUCACAGAGUUGGUAAGAAACAUCCCUUGUGCAGUGACAAGACGGAACAACCUCAGGAAAGCUUUUCGAGAAUAUGCAGCCAGGUUUGACCCUUGCCAGUGUGCUCCAUGCUCUAACAACGGCCGCCCCACACUCUCGGGGACCGAAUGUCUAUGUGUGUGCCAGAGCGGGACCUAUGGCGAGAACUGUGAGAGACGCUCCCCGGAUUAUAAACCUACUGCUGUGGAUGGGCACUGGGGUUGUUGGUCUUCCUGGAGCACAUGCGAUGCUACUUAUAAGAGAUCAAGAACCCGACAGUGCAACAACCCUGCCCCGCAGCGAGGAGGGAAGCCCUGUAAGGGGGAGAGGCGGCAAGAGGAGCACUGCACAUUUUCAAUAAUGGAGAACAAUGGACAACCAUGUAUCAGUGAUGAUGAAGACAUGAAGGAAAUAGAUCUUCCUGAGAUAGAAUCAGAUUCAGGGUGUCCUCAGCCAGUUCCUCCGGAAAAUGGAUUUAUCUGGAAUGAAAAGAAACUGUACUCAGUUGGGGAAGAAGUUGAAAUUUCAUGCUUCACUGGAUUCCAAACUGUUGGAUACCAGUACUUCAGAUGCUUACCAGACAGGACCUGGAGGCAAGGAGAUGUGGAAUGCCAACGGACAGAGUGCCUCAAGCCGGUUGUGCAGGAGGUCUUGAGGCUCUCCCCAUUUAAGAGAUUAUAUAAAAUUGGUGAAUCCAUUGAGCUAACCUGCCCCAAAGGCUUUGUCGUUGCUGGGCCCACGAGGUACACAUGCAGUGGGGAUUCCUGGACACCGCCCAUUUCAGACUCACUCACCUGUGAAAAAGAUAUUCUGACAAAAUUAAAGGGCCAUUGUCAACCAGGACAAAAACAAAUGGGAUCUGAAUGCGUUUGCAUGUCUCCAGAAGAAGACUGUAGCCAUUCUUCAGAAGAUCUCUGUGUGUUUGAUACAGACUCCGAUGAUUACUUUACUUCACCCGCUUGUAAGUUUUUGGCCGAGAAAUGUUUAAAUAAUCAGCAACUCCAUUUUCUACAUAUUGGUUCCUGUCAAGAUGGUCCACAGUUAGAAUGGGGUCUUGAAAGGAAACAGCUUUCAUCCAAUAGCACAAAGAAAGAAUCCUGUGGCUAUGACAACUGUUACGACUGGGAAAAAUGUUCAGCCUCCGCUUCCAAAUGUGUCUGCCUACUGCCCUCUCAGUGCUUCAAGGGUGGAAACCAACUCUACUGCGUCAAAAUGGGAUCAUCAAUGAGUAAGAAAACAGUGAACAUCUGUGAAAUAGGCGCUGUAAGAUGUGCCAACAGGAAAGUGGAAAUACUGCAUCCUGGGAGGUGUUAG
Molecule: messenger RNA, 2813 nt
Organism: Diceros bicornis minor
Lineage: Eukaryota; Metazoa; Chordata; Mammalia; Perissodactyla; Rhinocerotidae
Gene: C6
Product: complement C6
Exons: 17
Coding region: 15-2813 (932 amino acids)
Biological process (GO): immune response
Cellular component (GO): membrane attack complex
Molecular function (GO): protein binding
Source: RefSeq, a predicted model, not a curated record